GCAUGCUGAGGCGGAAAAGUAUAUACCUUAGUUCUUUAGCCUAACUAACCCCUUUCCAACGUAACCAUGUUGUCUUUGAGACCAAUUGUAUUUUCCCAUUUUCAGUUGAGCAGAGGAACAAUCCUCAUCCCUCUCACCUCUAAGUAUUUAACUACUCCUUUAAUUAAGUCUUCCACAAGUAGUAAACUUCUCAAUUUUAAAUCUUCCCCUUUUCUCUCAUCUCCUCUUUCCGCUUCCUCACCUUUCUCUACCUCUCCCAUGGCUUCCGCCUCUCAAAAACCCUUGCAUUAUCCUCUCACUCGUCGUGAUGAUUCCGUCGUUGAUGAUUACUUCGGCGUCAAAAUCUCCGAUCCUUAUCGAUGGCUUGAAGAUCCCGAUUCUGAAGAAACGAAGCAAUUUGUGGAUAAUCAAGUGAAGCUAACUGAUUCUGUGCUUGCAGAAUGCGAUACCAGAGAUAAGCUUAAGGAAAAGAUAACAGAACUUUUCGACUAUCCACGGUUUUAUCCGCCAUUUAAGAAAUGUGAUAAGUACUUUUACUUCCAUAACUCUGGUCUCCAACCGCAAAGCGUUCUCUAUGUUCAGGAUAGUCUGGAUGGAAAACCAGAGGUGUUGCUUGAUCCUAAUCAGCUUAGUGAGGAUGGAACAGUGGCUUUGAGCGCUUGUUCCGUUAGUGAGGAUGCAAAAUAUUUUGCAUACUCUUUGAGUGCAAGUGGGAGUGACUGGGUAACAAUCAAAGUAAUGAGAAUUGAAGACAGGGGAGUUGAGCCUGACACUCUAUCCUGGGUUAAGUUUAGUGACAUUUCCUGGACGCAUGACAAUAAAGGGUUCUUCUACAACCGAUACCCACCUCCCAAUGAAGGGCAAAUAUCAGAUGCUGGAACUGAGACAAAUUCUAACCUUAAUCAAGAGGUGUAUUAUCAUUUUCUUGGGACUGAUCAGUCGGAGGACAUUUUGUGCUGGAGAGACCCUGAGAACCCCAAACACACAUUUGGGGUAGAAGUAACAGAUGACGGAAAGUAUGUUGUUCUGUACACUUCAGAGAGCUGUGACCCAGUGAAUAAAGUCUACUAUUUAGAUCUGACAACACUUCCCAAUGGGCUUGAAGGAUUUCGUGGGGGAAAAGACUUGCUUCCUUUCACAAGGCUCAUUGAUAGUUUCGAUGCAGCUUAUGGGGUUGUUGCUAAUGAUGGCACAGUUUUUACAUUUCGAACUAAUAGGGAUGCUCCGAGAUAUAAGUUAGUUCGUGUCGACUUGAAGGCUCCUGAUAUAUGGACUGACAUUAUUCCUCAGUCCGAAAAGAAUGUUCUUGAAUCAGCCUUUGCAGUAAAUGGAAACCAUCUUCUGGUAUGUUAUUUAAGUGAUGUGAAGCAUGUUCUUGAGGUUAGAGACCUUGAACAUGGUUCUCUUUUGCAUCACUUACCCCUUGACAUUGGGUCAGUUGACGACAUUUCUGCAAGGCGCAAAGACAGUGUGGUGUUUUUUAGGUUUACAAGCUUUCUGUCUCCGGGCAUAAUUUACCAAUGUGACUUAAAGUCAAAUGUUCCAGAUUUAAAGAUAUUCAGAGAAACUGUUGUCCCCAAAUUUGAUCGUGAUGAGUUUCACGUCAAUCAGGUUUUUGCUACCAGUAAAGAUGGCACUAAGAUACCAAUGUUCAUAGUUACAAGAAAAGGAAUUGUUUUGGAUGGAUCACACCCAUGUCUCUUAUAUGGUUACGGAGGAUUCAACAUAAGCAUCACGCCAUCCUUUGGCGUCAGUCGCAUUGUUCUUUUAAAGCACCUUGGUGCUGUCUUCUGCAUUGCUAAUAUCCGUGGUGGUGGUGAAUAUGGAGAAGAGUGGCACAAGGCAGGAUCCCUUGCGAAGAAGCAGAACUGCUUUGAUGACUUUAUCUCUGCUGCUGAGUUUCUCGUUUCAAAUGGGUAUACUCAGCCAAAAAAGUUGUGUAUAGAAGGUGGAAGUAAUGGUGGCCUUCUUGUCGGUGCUUGCAUUAAUCAGAGACCUGACAUUUUUGGCUGUGCUCUGGCUCAUGUUGGUGUUAUGGACAUGCUUCGAUUCCACAAAUUCACAAUUGGCCAUGCUUGGACAUCUGAUUAUGGUUGCUCUGAUAAAGAAGAAGAAUUCCACUGGCUUAAAAAAUACUCGCCUCUACACAAUGUUAGGAGACCAUGGGAGAUGUCUUCUGAUAGCUCUGCGCAGUACCCUGCUACUAUGCUAUUGACAGCCGAUCAUGAUGAUCGUGUGGUGCCUUUGCACUCACUCAAGUUACUGGCUACAUUGCAACAUGUUCUUUGCACAAGCUUGGAAAAUAGCCCUCAAAGGAACCUAAUCAUUGGUCGGAUUGAGUGUAAGGCUGGUCAUGGAGCAGGACGCCCAACGCAAAAAAUGAUUGACGAGGCGGCAGAUCGGUAUAGCUUCAUGGCUAAGAUGGUAAAUGCAUGUUGGAUUGAUUGAAUGGCUACACCGAAUUACAGAGAAGUGUGGUUUAAAUUUGGAUAUUUUUUCAAUUUGUGAUUGAUGAGGACUUUUUUUCAAAAGUUUUAUGUAUCUCAGUUGGUUUCUGGGAGUUUUUAGAGCUUUUAUUGGGUAAAUUUAGUGUGUUCUAUUGGUCAUUAGAAUUUAGAAAGUGGCCAAUUGUUAGAGGUUCAAGUUAGAUCAAGUUCAUUUACGAUUAAGACAAAAGAUUUACUCCUAUAAUUUUUCGAUUUUAAAUUAUUAUAAAAUAAUAAAAUGUCUCAAAUCAUGUAUAUUUAUCAUGUAGAGGUAGAUGUUUUCUAAAAGUUGGGCAUAAUCAACUUUUAUUUUUACACGAAUAACAUUGUGUAUAUUAAACCCUCAAACUUCAUUUAAGUAGAAAAUUUAAUAGAAGUUGCUUAAUGUCUAAUGAAAUAAUUUUUUUAGUGAUUCAUAUUGUUAUUUAUUAUGUGAAGUUAAAUGAUGUUUGCUAAGAACAAGGCAUAAUUAACCUUUAAUUCUACAAAAAUAAAGUUGCCUAUAUUAAACCCAAAAACUACAUUUAAGUAGAAAGUUUAAAUACAAGCUGCUUAAUUUCAUCAUAUGAUGAAAUAAUUAUUGUAGUGAUUCAUAUUGCUAUUCAAUUAACAUCACGAUACUACAAGACAGUCAAUUAGCAAGGAUUACAAUGUCUUUUGCAGUAUACAAAUUGACAUUUUCAUCUUAGAGGUCAGAAAAGCAAAACCAUUUUUUAUAAUAAUAAUAAUAAUAAUAAUAAUAAUAAUAAUAAUAAUAAUAAGAAUAAUAAUAAUAAUAAUAAUAAGAAUAAUAAUAAUAAUAAUAAUAAUAAUAAUAAUAAUAAUAAUG
Amaranthus tricolor (Joseph's coat) is the source of this 3315-nucleotide messenger RNA. RefSeq lists its product as uncharacterized. Lineage: Eukaryota; Viridiplantae; Streptophyta; Magnoliopsida; Caryophyllales; Amaranthaceae. Gene Ontology annotation, cellular component: cytosol. Bases 67 to 2448 code for a protein of 793 amino acids. The record is from RefSeq and is a predicted model, not a curated record. Gene Ontology annotation, biological process: proteolysis. The transcript is spliced from 12 exons. Gene Ontology annotation, molecular function: oligopeptidase activity; serine-type endopeptidase activity.